Messenger RNA from Charadrius vociferus (killdeer), 1131 nucleotides. Its product is annotated as alcohol dehydrogenase 1-like. The record is from RefSeq and is a predicted model, not a curated record. Gene Ontology annotation, molecular function: all-trans-retinol dehydrogenase (NAD+) activity; zinc ion binding. The transcript has 9 exons. NCBI's taxonomy places the organism in Eukaryota, Metazoa, Chordata, Aves, Charadriiformes, Charadriidae. The coding region runs from base 1 to 1131 and encodes 376 amino acids. Gene Ontology annotation, cellular component: cytosol. Gene Ontology annotation, biological process: retinol metabolic process; retinoic acid metabolic process.
AUGGCUACUUCUGGAAAAGUUAUCAGAUGCAGAGCUGCUGUUGCCUGGGCCGUGGGAAAGCCACUCUCUGUUGAGGAGGUGGAGGUAGCACCUCCAAAGGCAGGUGAAGUCCGUGUCAAGAUUGUGGCCACAGGCAUCUGUCACACAGAUGAACAUAUUUUGGAAGGCUGCUUUCCUAAUGUGGAUUUCCCAGUUAUCCCAGGCCACGAAGGAGCUGGGAUUGUGGAAAGCAUUGGAGAAGGAGUAACCUCCGUGAAACCAGGUGACAAAGUCAUCCCCGUUUCCCUUCCUCGUUGCGGGGAAUGCAGCUUCUGCCUGAAUCCCGAAUCCAACUACUGCCUGAAGUGCCACUUCUCCAAUUCACAAAGCCUUCUGCCUGACAAGACCAGCCGCUUCACUUGCAAAGGGAAGCAGAUCCACCACUUCCUGUGGGUCAGCACCUUUGCAGAAUACACCGUGAUCCCGGAGUUUGCCGUUGCCAAGAUAGAUGCUGCUGCACCUCUGGACAAAGUCUGCUUGCUUGGCUGUGGGUUUCCCACAGGCUAUGGGGCUGCCAUCAACACCGCCAAGGUAAAACCAGGCUCCACCUGCGCCGUCUUUGGCGUCGGAGGAGUCGGCCUCUCUGUUGUCAUGGGCUGCAAGGCGGCUGGAGCAUCCCGCAUCAUUGCCGUUGAUAUCAACAAGGACAAGUUUGCCAAGGCCAGGCAGCUGGGAGCCACCGACUGCAUCAGUCCUCACGACUUCAAGAAGCCCAUCCAGGAGGUCCUCAUUGAGAUGACGGGCCAUGGCGUGGACUACUCCUUUGAGGUCAUUGGGCAUGCCGAUACCAUGACUGCUGCCCUGGCCUCCUGCAACAUGAACACUGGAGUCUGCGUGAUGGUUGGGGAACUGGCUUCUGGUUCUGUGAUUUCCCUCGAUCCUAUGCUUCUGCUGUCUGGGCGUACAUGGAAGGGCACUCUGCUUGGAGGUUGGAAGACGAGAGAUUGUAUCCCCAAAUUAGUUUCCAGCUAUUUGGAGAAGAAAUUCAACUCAGACGUGCUGAUCACGCACACGCUGCCCAUCGCUAAAGUGAACGAGGGAUUUGAGUUGUUACGUGCAGGAAAAAGUAUUCGCAGCGUCCUGCUCUUUUGA